AUGACGAAGUUUGUUCUAGCUUCAGGAAAAGCCAGCUGGCUCACGUUACCUGCAGUGGCUGCUCAAUCUAAGCGGGCUGUCCUGGCCCGCAGUGGAUUAGGGACUGCUCUUCCAGAGGUAAAACCAGGGCCGGGUGGAAGGAGUGGUGAGCAGCGGCUACGGGUGGCACAGCUGUUUGCUAAAUUAAUGCCUCUGUACAGCCUUCCUUUGGAAGGUUUGUCUGUCUGGAGCCCUUUGGAAAAUGGAGCUGCCUGUGCAAAAAGCUUAUCAGAUGCUCCCUUACAGGUCACCCACCAUGACAGGACCAGCCUGGAUUAUUACAAGAAUGACAGCAUGGUGAUGUCUCUGGCUGGACAUGUUUUAAAUGACACUGACCUUAUGUGUGACAGGAGGCAGGUCAGGCAGUUUGCUAGAACUUUCCUGCCGGUGUUUUUCUGGCUGAUCUUCUCUGUGGGCACAGUGGGAAAUGUAUUGGUUGUGCUGGUCUACUGCAAAUACCGCUUCAGGAAGAGCAUGACGGAUCGGUACCUGCUGCACUUGGCCAUUGCUGAUCUGCUCCUGCUUUUCACCCUCCCUUUCUGGGCCAAAGCAGCCUCUGAUGGCUGGAUCUUUAAGAGUUUCAUGUGCAAAAUCGUCAACAGCAUGUAUAAGAUCAACUUCUACAGCUGCACCUUGUUUCUAACGUGUAUCAGUUUCGACAGGUACAUCACCGUUGUCCAGGCAACAAAAGCUAAAAAUUCUAAGCAAAAAAGACUCCUGCGCAGCAAACUCAUGUGCUUGGCUGUCUGGUUGACCUCUGUGAGCCUGUGCAUCCCAGAAAUUGUGUACAGCGAAAGUAGGCGAGUUGGCGACAUAACAACCUGUAAAAUGACAUACCCGCCAACCAUCAACAGGACCUUCCGAGUCACUGUCCUGGCUCUGAAAAUCACAAUAGGCUUUUUCCUUCCGCUCCUUGUCAUGGUGAUUUGUUAUACCCUUAUCAUCCACACCCUCCUUCAAGCCAAAAGAUCCCAAAAGCAGAAGUCACUGAAGAUCAUCACCACCAUCAUCACCGCUUUCCUCAUCUCCCAGUUCCCAUACAACAGCGUUCUGCUCAUGAAAACCCUCCACACGUACACCCGUGCCACGCUCAGCUGCCAGGCUGCCGACCGCAUGGACAUCGGCCUCCAGGUCACCCAGGGCAUCGCCUUCCUGCACAGCUGCCUCAACCCCUUCCUCUACGUCUUUGCCGGCGAGCGGUUCCGCCGGGCGCUGUGCCGCAUCGCGCGCUGCCCGAAUGGGGGCCACGAGCAGAGCUCCUCCGCGUGCGACAGCCAGGAGCGCAGCUCAAACUGGUCCUUCGCCAUGCUGGGUAGGCGACGCGUGAGGAGCUCCCUGACCCUGAGCACCCACCUGAACGUGUCGGUCAUGCCCCCCUCGUGCCAAGCCCUCAUGUAA
Tinamus guttatus (white-throated tinamou) is the source of this 1437-nucleotide messenger RNA. The record is from RefSeq and is a predicted model, not a curated record. Lineage: Eukaryota; Metazoa; Chordata; Aves; Tinamiformes; Tinamidae.